Enterobius vermicularis (human pinworm) is the source of this 1746-nucleotide messenger RNA. The record is from the annotation of a GenBank genome assembly. NCBI's taxonomy places the organism in Eukaryota, Metazoa, Nematoda, Chromadorea, Rhabditida, Oxyuridae.
AUGAGUGUUAACAUGCAUCAAAUCUUUAAGGUAGCUCGUCGUUACCAUCACUUGAAAGUAUUAUUUGCAAUUGGUGGAUGGGAGAACUCUCAGUACUUCUCGCUUCUAACAGCAGAUUACGAAAGAAGGAAAAUUUUUAUAAAUGCAAUUUUACAAGUAAUUCGAUAUUACGGAUUCGACGGCAUUGAUAUUGACUGGGAAUAUCCGGUUACUGGAGGUGAAACUGAAGGAUUAUCGGUUUUUGUGGAAAUGCAGCUGCAGAUGAUUUUUACCUUUCAGUCAGACCGCUCCAACUAUGUGCUACUGUUACGAGAACUACGAAGACGCUUUACUGAAUAUGAAGUAGCUACCAGAUCAGACAGGAAAUUAAUUAUUUCAUUUGCUGGUGCAGCAGGACAAUGGACACUUGACCCAGGCUUCGAUUUGAACAUGUUAGUACGUUAUGCUGACUUUGUAAACGUGAUGACCUAUGACUACUUUGGAGCUUGGCGGAGUAAGUGGGGAGCGCAUACAGGUCCCCCAGCACCACUGUAUUUUUCAAUGCCCAAAAAUUUUUCUGGUAAGAUGACUGUAGACUGGACGAUGAAGUAUUACGCGUGCAAGCUCCUUGACACAUCUAAACUAAAUCUUGGAAUUCCGUUUUAUGGAAGGUUCUGGAAAAAUGUUGGUGGAUCAGCAGAUGGGCAUGACGAAAUGUGGAGAAUUGCUGAGCCUGUUAAUGGCGAAUUUCAAGGAGGACAAAUUGCGUGGCGCGACAUACCACACCAGUGGGAUCUGAGUCGGACGACGUUCCAUAACGUUUCAAAGACACCUUAUAUAUGGAUGAUGGAGAAGAGAAUUUUCCUCGGAUUUGAGAAUGAAUUAUCUGUUGCUUACAAACUCGACUAUGCUUUGCAAAAAAAUUUGGGAGGACUGAUGUUUUGGUCGUUGGAUUUUGAUGAUGACAGCGAUACACUACUGAAAACAGCGACAUCAAAGCAAAUGUGUGGAACAUCAGCCACUACUACCUUAAACUACAAAUGCUCGCCGUUGAAAGAAAAACGUUGGUGGACUAUGGCAGAUGAUGAGGUCUGCGACAAACUUGCGGGUAUGUGUGGUCGUUCCGCACCUCUUUAUAAUGGAUAUUAUCCCGUAUGUGACCCAGAUGAUCCAGGCUACAGCUGUUGUGGAAAGUAUGGCUACUGUGGUAGCGGGCCAGAAUCCUGUGACUGUGAAGACUGUAUUAAUUAUGCUGCAGAUCCAAUGCUUUUACUGAAGGAACCAGUUAAACCCUCAGUAGAAGUGCGGUGGUUUACCAGUGACGCUAGCCCAGAAGAACGCAAUCGAUGUGGAAUUUUUGCUCCAAAAUUGGCUGAUGGAACAGUCGCGAUAUGUAACCCAGAUAAUGAUAAAGCUUACUGUUGCUCAAACGCUGGCUAUUGCGGAAACAGCGUACACCACUGUGACUGCGCAGGAUGCAUCAACUUCCGGAAGACCAACACCGAAAACCCAACAGAUUUCACCGCUCCCUCGUUGAGUCGCCAUGUCAUUACAGACAGCAAUGGACGGUGUGGUCCAAAAUUUCCAAAAUUACGAAGCGGAAGAUACGCAAUAUGUGACCCCAACUCUCCAAUAGCACACUGCUGCAGCAGAGCAGGUUACUGUGGUAGCGGCGAAGCCUACUGUGGAUGUGCAGAAUGUAUUGACUUCAAAAAAAAUCCACAUUUCACAUGGACAGAGCCGUUCAAUUUUACCAGAUAUAAAUAG